This is a messenger RNA of Drosophila suzukii, 1326 nucleotides long. The record is from RefSeq and is a predicted model, not a curated record. Lineage: Eukaryota; Metazoa; Arthropoda; Insecta; Diptera; Drosophilidae.
UUUGCGAGAUCUGGCAACUCUCCAAACAAGCAUUUUUUAUUACAACACAUUUUCCGAAAUUUUUAACGAAAUUCCAAAAUUUCUAUUUGUAAUUGAGGUAAAAUCAGUUGGAAAACAGACUAAAUAAUGGCCAAAGCCAUACCAGAACGAUGGUUGAAUUAUAAACCUAUUGGCGAGCGUGUUCCUGGUACUCGCUUUAUAGCAUUCAAGGUGCCGCUGCAUCAGCAUGUCAACGCCAGAGUGGAGGAGCAUCUUCGCCUGGCGCCCGAAUCACUGCUGGAAUCUGUACCCGAUCUGGGCCUCAUCAUCGACCUGACCAACACGAACCGAUACUACCAUCCCAGUGCCAUGAUCGACAACGAUGUGCGUCACCAGAAGCUGAUGAUACCCGGUAAACAGACGCCUUCACGAAAACUCGCCGAAAAAUUUUGUGAUUUUGUGGCCGACUUCCUUAAGAGCAAUGCGGAUAAUGACAAACUAAUUGGAGUCCACUGCACGCAUGGAGUAAAUCGAACUGGUUACCUGAUCUGCUACUUCAUGAUAUCCGUUAUGAAAAAGUCUCCCGAGGAGGCGAUAAAGAACUUUGCUGCAGCCCGUGGACACGAAAUCGAGCGACCGAAUUACUUGAAGUCCUUGAAUAAGCUUUCGGAUCAAGAGGCGAAUAAGAAUCGUUCUCUUUCAAAAGAGUCAAGUAAAGAGGACAAUCACAAUGAGUAUGGGUAUAACAGCAGAUACCACGCCAAUAGGGAAUAUAAAGAUUACCGUCAGCAAGAUAGACACUACCAAAGAGGUGGAGGUUAUUACCAAAAAUCUAACUACAGAGACCAGAACUACGGAGCUCCUGACAGCAGUAACUGGCGAAGCGGAAAUUCGAGAAAUUAUUCAGGAGACCAGAACUACGGAGCUUUUGACAACAGUAACUGGCGAAGCGGAAAUUCGAGAAAUUAUUCAAACCAUUCAAGAAACAACCAGUGGAACCAUCAGGAUCAUCAGAGCUACUAUAAAAACAGAAGAAAUGACAGCACAUAUGGGCAAAAGGUCGGUUACUACAAGAAUGACUGGCCUUAUUCCCGCAACCAUCGACAGGUUCGAGAGUAUCACCAAGACCGUUAUCAAAACAAUAGAUCAGCAGGUGGCUAUCAUCAACAGAACUCGAGAGGCUAUAAACAGAAUCAUUAUCAAAAUUACCAACGAGUCGAUUCGAGAAGACACAGCAGACGCAACUACGAGGAUGAGGAGUAGCUUUAGAGUUUCAAGUAAACAAUUUUAUAUUGUAGAAAAUCCCUGAACUAGAUUGUAAUAAAUUUCCAAUGGCACCUUGAGCAA